AAAGGGGCGUCAACCGGCGUCGCACUCAGAUGACGUUGCAGACAAAGUCACGUUUGUAAGCAGGUUUGUGUGGUCGCGAGCACAUGAGGAUAUCAACAUCAACGAACAACUACUAAAAUAUUGUCUGUAACAUGGGGAAGAAUAAAGAAAAGGGGAAGAAACAGAGGAACGUCUUUCAAGUGGCAAAGAAGCACUCCAAGCACAAGAACAAAACGAAACCUGUCACGACAACGCUCAAACACAUCAAUGCAGUGAAAAAUGAGAAGGUGGAGAACCUCAAUAAGAUCUUCACAGAAGUCCAGAGGGAGGUUAAAAGCAUUUCAAAGUCCGUCGCCCCCGAACCGAAAAAACAAACACAGGUUGUCAGAGAGCCACCAAAGGAAUCUGUAAACGUUGAUAAUGCUGCUCAACUCUUCUCUCAGCUAUAAUGGUCCAUGACAGUGUCAUGAAGUCUGAGGACAAACACCAACUGUUGUUCUGUGUGUCGCUCCAUGUUGGAUUUAUGUAAUAACAAAGUCUGUACUGUAAAUGCAUUUUGAUAUUUCAUGCUAAAAUGAAGACUGCAGAUGCUUUGGAAGUUAAGAGUUCAUGGUUAUUGCAGGUGUGUAAUUUAAGCAUUUUGUGUAUUCAAUGAAAAGCAAUCAAUUGACUUUUGUUUGAGGAACAGGAAGGACAUAUUUUAUUCUUAUUAAUGAAUAUUCUUUUAUCUAGAAAUGUUUGCUUUUUCAUGGCUGCGACGAAUGAUUAUUUUCCCUAAUGAUUAAUCUGCUGAUUAUUUCCUUGAUUAAUUGAUCUUUUUGUUUAUAACAUAUCCAUAAAAUAGUGCAAAUUGCCCAUUUUAACAAAUGACAGACAGUCCAAAACAUAAUAAUAUUCUGUUAACUAUCAUAUAUAACAAAGAAUGGAGCCAGAUAAUAUUUGGCAUUUUUGUUUGAGAAAUGGCUGAAAUUAUUAAACAGUCGCUAAUU
Cottoperca gobio is the source of this 968-nucleotide messenger RNA. RefSeq names its product ribosomal biogenesis factor (gene rbis). Gene Ontology annotation, cellular component: nucleolus. The record is from RefSeq and is a predicted model, not a curated record. NCBI's taxonomy places the organism in Eukaryota, Metazoa, Chordata, Actinopteri, Perciformes, Bovichtidae. Bases 132 to 428 code for a protein of 98 amino acids. Gene Ontology annotation, biological process: ribosome biogenesis. The transcript is spliced from 4 exons.